AUGGAUUACCAGUGCGGAACGUGCGACCGGUGGUUCGGCAGCUCUCGCGCCCGCGGACAGCACAUGAACGCUCUGGGACACGAUGCUUGGGAUUGCAACAAGUGCGACCUGGCCUGGGAGACCGAGGAUGACAUCAAGGAUCACGAGGUCUUCGCUCACCACCACUGCCGCGACUGCGAUCGCGAUUUUCAGAACCUGAACAAUAUCCGAAUGCAUUUGAACUCGCGGGCGCACCGCCCCCAGGUUGCCUACUGCCCCUUCUGCCAUAAAGGCUUCACCACCGCAACCGGCGUCGCUCACCACCUGGAGGCGGGCGCGUGCCAGAAUGCCUCUUCUCUCAGCCGCGACGAAAUCUACCGAAUUGUGCGGGCCAAAGACCAGCACGGACUCAUCACCAAGCAUCUGAUCGGAUGGGAGGGCAGCUUCGAGUAUGAAGCCUCGGCCAGGUCAUGGAACGGCAGCGGAUAUGAGUGCUACCUUUGCCAUCGCGAGUGCACUACGCUUCGGGGGCUCAACCAGCACCUCAGCUCGCCCGCUCACCAGCAAGCCCUCUACCACUGCCCCAACCGCGCCCGCUGCGGGAUGGACUUCAAGACACUGGCUGCUAUGAUCAACCAUCUUGAGAGCGAGUCCUGCCAGUUCAUGCGAUUCGAGGCCGUCCAAAAACGAUUCACCAACAUCGUUAGCAGCAAUCGUCUUAUCGCUUUUUGA
Molecule: messenger RNA, 711 nt
Organism: Lasiosphaeria miniovina
Lineage: Eukaryota; Fungi; Ascomycota; Sordariomycetes; Sordariales; Lasiosphaeriaceae
Product: putative zinc finger protein
Exons: 2
Coding region: 1-711 (236 amino acids)
Biological process (GO): regulation of transcription by RNA polymerase II
Cellular component (GO): nucleoplasm
Molecular function (GO): RNA polymerase II cis-regulatory region sequence-specific DNA binding; DNA-binding transcription repressor activity, RNA polymerase II-specific
Source: RefSeq, a predicted model, not a curated record